AUGAAGAUUAUAACAUGGAAUUGCCAAGGCGCAGCCUCUAAGAGGUUUCUUAGGGCUGCCAUGACAAUCAUUAGGCAACACAAGCCUAAUUGUUUUUGUGUUCUUGAGCCAAAAUCCUCAGGUACCGGGGCCGAUGAAACUUGCAUUAAGUUAGGAUUCGAUCAAUGGUUGAGGGUGGAAGCGGUGGGGAUGAGCGGAGGAAUUUGGAUCCUCUGGAAUGACUCUCUAAGCUUACACAACAUUCGAACGAAUCCACAGUUCGUGUCUAUGGAAAUUAAAAACAAUAACAGCAGGACCUGGAAUAUUGCGGUUGUGUAUGGUAGUCCCUCCCACAGCCUCCGACGUAAUCUUUGGUUGGAACUAGGUAGGGAACAAUGUGGGUUGAAUGAAGCCUGGGUUACCCUUGGGGACUUUAACUCCGUUAAAAGUAGUACAGAGGUAAAUUGCCCGGACAACUUUAAUAUGAGACGUAGCAAGGACUUCACUGAUUGGAUUAGCAGAGAGAGCCUCAUUGAUCUAGGAUUCAGAGGCUCUCAAUUCACUUGGAGGAGAGGAACGACCGUGGGCACGUUCAAAGCAGCCCGUCUUGAUAGGUGUCUAUGUACAGAAGCUUGGCUAGACAUUUACCCGGAGGCGGCUGUCACUCACCUUUCGAAUUUCUCUUCGGACCACAAUCCAAUCCUGCUGACUCUGGUUGAUAGGAUCGAGAAUGCAAUGCCAAGAAGAUUUCAGUAUCAGGCCAUGUGGGGUUUGCAUGCUGAUUUUGGGGAUGUUGUAAACAAUACUUGGAACACCACCAGUGGGGCAGAUUUUGAUGAUAGACUCCAGGCAACGCAAGUUGCGCUAAAGACAUGGAGUAAAGCAGCUAUAGGUAAUCUAGAAAGAAAAAGGAGGCAGAUUAUGGCUAGGAUUGAUGGCAUACAAAGGGCAAAGAAUUACGGAAAGAGGGGUGGGCUAAUCAAACUUGAAGCAAAGUUAAAAAUCGAGCUGGAUGACAUCUUACACAUGGAGGAGCUAGCUUGGUUCCAAAGGUCGAGGGAAGAUUGGAUAGCCUUGGAUCAAGUCACGCAGAUGGUCCAGGACCAUUUCCGGGAUUUUUUCAUGUCAGCAACAACCAGCAAUAACGAAAGGAAAGUCACAAGCGAUGAAGUGAAGAUAGCCCUUUUUGAGAUGGCUCCUUACAAAGCUCCAGGGCCUGACGGUUUUCAUGCUGCUUUUUAUCAAAGAAUGUGGAGCGUAAUUGGGAUGGAUUUAACAGACAAGAUUUUGGAGUUUUUCCAAACCGCUAAGAUGCACAAUCAUUGGAAUGACACCUUGAUAGCUUUAAUUCCUAAAGUUCACCAUCCAGAGCUGAUCACUCAAUUCAGACCGAUCAGCUUAUGUAAUGUAAAGUAUAAAAUUGUUACCAAGGUCAUCACCAAUCGCCUCAAGAGCCUUAUGACUCAAGUGGUGGGGGAAGAACAAAGUAGCUUCGUCCCACAACGCCAGAUCACAGAUAAUAUUGUUGUUUACCAAGAGCUCCUUCAUACUAUGAGAACCAAGAGAAGUGGGCUUAAAGCAAUGACCCUAAAGAUUGACCUAGAGAAAGCUUAUGAUCGCAUAUCUUGGGACUUCCUUCAGGACACGUUAUAUGGGCUGGGAAUGGAAAGACACUGGGUUAAUAUAAUCAUGGAGUGUGUCACAACACCGAAACUGGCGAUUCUAUGGAAGGGCUCUCAAUUGGAUUGGAUUACACCAACAAGAGGCCUCAGACAGGGAGAUCCCAUAUCCCCGUAUCUGUUUGUUCUUUGUAUGGAACGGCUUAGCCGGCUAAUUAAAGAGGAAGUGCACAAAAAAAAUUGGAAAGGUGUCAAACUGUCAAGGUAUGGUCCCGAACUAACACAUCUUUUUUUUGCUGACGAUAUGGUGUUGAUUGCAGAGGCUUCGUUAGAACAAAUGAAGGUGAUAAAGGGUUGUCUCCAAAAGUUUGAAAAAGCCUCAGGACAAAAAGUUAGUAUACAAAAAUCUCAAAUUCACUUUGGGAGAAAUGUUGAACCUGCUUUGGCACAAGACAUUACCCGAGAGGCGGAUUUUGUAUGUACAAAGGACCUUGGCAGAUAUUUAGGUGUACCAUCAAUUCAUGGGAGAGUCACGAGCAACAUCUUCACACCCUUAAUCGAAAAAAUCGACGGGAGGUUGGAAGGAUGGAAAGGCAAAAACCUAUCUUUGGCAGGCCGUAUUACCCUUGCACAAAGUGUUCUGAAUGCAAUGCCUUACUACAUGAUGCAAUCCAUGUACUUACCAAAAGGUGUUUGCGACACUAUUGAAAGGAGAAUCAGACAAUUUAUUUGGAAGGAAAACAUUCACUUGGUAAACUGGGAAACCAUAACGAAGCCGAAGGAACAAGGAGGCGUGGGGCUACGACGGUUGAGAGAAAUGAAUUUAGCUUUCCUUACGAAGCUAGGUUGGAGAUUGCAUACAGAAAAAGAGAACCUUUGGGCAAAGGUUGUCUUGGCCAAAUACAUGCAUGGUACAUCCGAAGACUGCAAUUACACAAAAAAGAAGGCGUGCUCUAAUCUUUGGCGAGGGAUUUGUGAGGCGCAACCCAUUCUGUCAGAAGGAACAAGUCGUCAGACACAGAUGGAAGGUAUGUUCUGGAAGUUGGAGCCGAAUGGUCACUGCUCGGUCACUUCGGCUUAUCGACUCGCGCUAAAAACUGAUAAAGGGGAUGAUGACAAUACUUGGAAGGUAAUCUGGAGCCUGAAGGUGCCAAGAAGAAUCAACAGCUUUCUUUGGCUCCUUAGACACAAGAAACUGAUGACUAAUGUGGAACGCAAACGCCGAGGCUUCACUAUUGACGCAAGGUGUAUCAACUGCCAUGCGUACGAGGAAGAUGUUCUCCAUUGUCUACGAGACUGCGCAGCAGCAAAGGAAAUAUGGGAAGUAUUCUUACCUUCUGGGGCUCAAAGGUGGUUCUUCCGCUUAAAUGUUGAUACUUGGUUUACUCGUAAUGUAACAGGUAAGCUUGUUGAAAACAAGGAAGGAAAUUGGAAAUCGAUGUUCGCAAUAAUAGCCUGGUGGAUUUGGAACUGGCGGUGCAAAAAAACCUUUAACGAAGACAGCUGGAGCUUAACAAGGAGGAUUGAUUGGAUAAAGGAGCAGGUGGAGAGCACUACGAGAGCCUUCCUACGUCAAAAACUCCACAUCAGGACUAAGAUGGAUGUUGCUGGCAACAGACCGAUUACACAAGCGUGGACUCUGUUGAAUACUGACGCUUCUUUCUCACCCGGAAGCUCCAUGACUGGUUGUGGAGGAGUGUUGCGAGACCAUGGAGGACAUUGGAUCAAGGGGUUCAGUUGUAUGAUGAAGACAAGUAAUUCAACAGAAGCUGAGCUAUGGGCGAUUUACUUGGGCCUCAAAUGGACCUGGGACCAGGGGAUAAGGAGUAUCUACUUAAGAACCGAUUCACAACAAGCGGUGACUUGGUUAAAUGGACACUCAAAUAUCCUGGGUCAUUGCGACACGCUAGUUAAAUGGUGUAAGGAAUGGUUACGAAAGGAUUGGACAGUCAUCAUCGACUAUGUCCCCCGUGAGAAAAAUGGCGUUGCGGAUUGGUUGGCUAAGGAAGCUCCGAGACGAAAAUGUGAGUGGGUGGACUUUCACUGCCCACCGAGGGAAGUUGGUGAUAUGAUGAGCAUGGAUACUGUGUCUCAUGUGCUGGGCCACUAG
This is a messenger RNA of Ipomoea nil (Japanese morning glory), 3708 nucleotides long. RefSeq lists its product as uncharacterized. NCBI's taxonomy places the organism in Eukaryota, Viridiplantae, Streptophyta, Magnoliopsida, Solanales, Convolvulaceae. Bases 1 to 3708 code for a protein of 1235 amino acids. Gene Ontology annotation, molecular function: nucleic acid binding; RNA-DNA hybrid ribonuclease activity. The transcript has 3 exons. The record is from RefSeq and is a predicted model, not a curated record.